UUGCAAGAACCAACUUCCUGGUGGUAGGGUGCCGGAUCAGCGUGGGAUAAAAAUAGAAAUCUCUGUUAAGUUUGGGAUUGGAGUUGCUGUUGGCGAUCAGGAUGAUUGACGUGCGGGCGUGGGCGGAGUACCUGGUGGAAUGGGCGGCCAAGGACCCGUACGGCUUUCUGACCACUGUCAUCCUGGCGCUUACACCCCUCUUCAUCGCCAGCGCCCUGUUGUCGUGGAAACUGGCCAAGAUGAUUGAAGUGCGCGACCGCGAACAGAAGAAGAAGCAGAAACGUCAGGAGAAUAUCGCCAAGGCCAAGAGGACCAAGAAAGACUGAGCUGUGGAGGGAGAAAGAAGAGCUACAGUACACAGCUAUGCUCAACACUCUCUUCACUUGCAACACCGCUCCCCCUCGCUUCCUAAACCCAGUCCAGUGCAGGACCACAGACCAUCAUUCCUGUCCAGUGUAGGAAGGAUUGUAGGCCCUAAAUGGUGGCCGUACAGAGCUGAGAGGGAACUGUAUAGACAGAGGAGGCUCAUUUGAUUUGAGCUAUCAGCGUGUAAACCGGGAUUGUCUGAUUAUGCUGGUGUUGCUGUACUUAGCAUUCCAUUUGUAACAAUUCCACUCCAAUGAUUUCAUAAACUACUUUGUUUUUCUCUAUUUUAAAUGACUUGUUAAAUUUCUGAAUCACUUGCUUGUUUUUAUUAAAUUAAGUUCUAAAUAUAAUAGGCUUGUAUUUCUUCAAAACAUAAUUUCCCAUAACCCUGCCUGUAUGACGCUUAAUUGAAAGCGGUUGAGUUCCAACCUGACUUGAUGCGCAGGCAUUGCACUGCAUCAACCAAUGGUUUUAUGUCAUCAACUGUUCAGUCGGGCAUAGACUGCUAUAUCAUAGUUGAUAAUUAAACACCUAUCCAAUCGUUUUGAGAUCUGGCAGGAGUCUGGUAUGGACUCGGGCAGGAACUCGACCAAUAUGUGUUCCAGGCAGUUUUCAUGCAUGGGCUUCAUUUAGUUAAAAAAAAUAUUUGGUUAAAAGGUUUGUGAUGUCAGAUGAUGGGGUGUAUAUCAUACCACAUAUGUAAAGCCAUAAAAAAAGUGUCACACUGAAAAUAUUUAAUAUAUGUAUGCCAUUUGGGCAAACAUUUUAUCCAAAUCAAUUUACAAUAGUGUGUGCAUACCUUUUUUUAUGGGUGGCCCCAGCGGGAAUCAAACCCACCAUUAUGACAUUGCUAUCACCAUGAUCUACCAACUGAGCAACACUGUACCACCUACUUGCCAGCACCUACAUCACAUCCCAGUUUCCUCAAGCCUGGUAGUUUAAUUUGCAAUCCACAAAAAAAUCAUCAAAUAUACCUUGAUUACCUACAACACAACUCAUAUACAAAGCCUUUACAGUAUAGUUGGGGAGAUAAGAAAAUGUGUCUUCCACACCCCAUGAAUGCCACCCACUAUAUCAAGUAUUCCCUGAUUCAACACGAAAGGUUUUUUCAUAUAACAGAGCUGAGAGCUCCCAUUAG
Molecule: messenger RNA, 1504 nt
Organism: Salvelinus namaycush (lake trout)
Lineage: Eukaryota; Metazoa; Chordata; Actinopteri; Salmoniformes; Salmonidae
Product: small integral membrane protein 15-like
Exons: 2
Coding region: 102-326 (74 amino acids)
Source: RefSeq, a predicted model, not a curated record